AUGCCCGGCAUCUUGCCGAUGAAGAUGAUUCGAGUGGGGAGCAGUACCCAGAGCAGGAUUGCGCAAGCUUGUGACCGAUGCCGCAGUAAGAAGAUACGGUGCGACGGCGUCAGACCAUGCUGUACUCAAUGUGCCAAUGUCGGCUUCGAGUGCAAGACCAGCGACAAGCUGAGUCGCCGGGCUUUUCCGCGAGGCUAUACAGAAUCAUUGGAAGAUCGCGUUCGUGGCCUCGAGGCCGAGGUUAGAGAGCUCAAGGAGCUCUUGGACGAGAAGGACGAGAAGAUCGAUAUGCUGUCUCGCAUUCACAGUUUCUCUCCUCCCUCGCGAAAAUGUUCGGCCUCCUUGUCGCCGUCACAUGCAGCACAGGUGAAGGCCGAAGUUGAAUCGGCUAGGGAAGAAGUGCUGCAUGUUGAAAUCCCUGCACCCGUGCAGCCCAAGGCCACCUCGACUGGUUCCUCGACCACGCCUUCUUUCAUCGAGGCGUUUGAUCAGAAAGUCCAAGAAGCUGGCCGACAAACCACUGGCAUAUCAUCGUCGGGCCUACAAAAAGCCAUUCAGCCUACUCGUCGAUCCGCAGCCCCCGGCCCCAAAGUGCCUCCCAGGAUCCAUUCUGAUCAGUAUAUAAACCUUUUCUUUCAAGAGUGGCAACCGUUGUUGCCAAUUCUCCAUCGACCAACCUUCCUCCGUGUUUAUGAGCAGUACCUAGCCAAUCCUGAAUCAGGCAACUGGCAGAGUAACAAGCAAGCAUACGCCCAACUAUUCCUAAUCUUCGAGAUUGCGGCCCUAUCCAAUAUCUCCACCCCGAAGAAGAAUACUCCGUCUUACGAGGGACAGUGGCGCAAGGCUCUUUACUCAACUUCUUCGAAUGCUUCUCUACCAACACUCCAAUGCCACGUGCUAGCCCAGAUCUGCUACAUGCUGCGUGCCGACUACACACAUCUAGCGCGGCAUCGCGGCAUCGCAAUCACAAUGUGCCACGAGCUUGAGCUUCAUCAAGGACACAAGUACCAGAGCUUGUCUCCUCUCGAGGCUGAGACCAGAAAGAAGGUGUUUUGGUGCCAAUAUGUUCUCGACAAGUUCAUAUCCGCUGCCACUGGCACGCCAGUACUUCUCCGCGAUAGUGACAUCACCACAGAAUACCCAGCUGACGUCGACGACGAGAACCUAAGCACUCAGGGUUUCUCUCCUACCCUUCCUGGUGAAUUGACAAAGAUAUCGAGCGCACUUGCGUUGUUCCGCGUUUCCAGAAUUCUGUCCAAAGCCCUAGACACUCUGUAUCCUGCCAAAGCAAGCUAUCAGCUCUCGUUGACCAAACUUCACGCGCUCUCCGACGAGCUUGACCAGUGGUCAGAAGAACUUCCCGAGCACCUCCGCUUGCGAUUCUGUAAUGACAAGCCUGCGACGAAUCUGAUAGGCUGCAGAUCGCCGCUGCUGUCCCUUGCCUACUUCUUCACGAGAAGCUUGAUCCACCGACCACUACUCUGUCACGCGUCUGGAAGCGCCUCCUCGGCUGCUGGUAUUGUUUUGGCAGCCGCAGGCAAACACGUUCUCCAAAUCCUUGAUCUUCUUUUAGAGCGCCGCAUGAACUAUACUUUCCCACUGAACAAGGCCGACAUACUGUUGAACUCAGGAUUGGCGAUACUCUGGCAAUCUCUUGAUUUGGAAGAUGACAGUAAGCUUGCCAGAGACAAUCAAAAGUCUUUGGCAAUGCUUGUGGGCAUGCUACAUUCAGAGAAUGCGCCUGCUGCUGCGGAAUUUCAGAAAAUUGCCACCUGUUUUAUUGCCCUAGACACACGACCAGCAUCGCUGCACAAUGCAGAACAGUCUACUGCUGGCGCUCAAAAAGCUACCGGUACAAUGCCAGCUCCAACCGAGUCGAAGUCAAAAUCUACUCGGAAGCAACUCCAAGCCAUUGCCUCACGAUGGUCUUCAUUCAGCAACAAAGGAAAGCCCGAAGAUCCAAGUCGACGUGCGACUGUCCCCCAGACUGGACCGAUUUCCCUUAGUCCUGUCAAUCGAGCAGCUAGCACUGUCAGCCUGUCCUCCACUCGAUCAGCGCCGAUCUUGCCAGUGGCCACUUCCUCGCCCCACCAAGUUACUGCAUCGGGCCCUCUGGGCACGCCCGCCAUCAAUUUAGACUACCUGCCGCUCGGUGAUGAGUUUGGCGACUCGCAAACCAGGACAUCGUCGAGCACGAUGCUGCCUCCGAAGAAACAGCCAGCACCCGCCCUUCCCGAUUCUGGCUGGGAAACUCUGCUGGACGGUUUCGACCACAAUAAUGCGGCCCUCUACCAGGACCUGCAAGCCAGUAGCCACUCGCUCUACCAGAUACCCAGCAACGAAUGGACACCAGAUGCAUGGCACCUCUCGGGUAUGGACCUUGCGACGAAGGCACCCGUACCUCAAAGCCUACUCAGCUUUUCGGAGGAAUCAUUGACAAGCGGCGACGAUUUCCUGUUCAGCACUGCAGGGAGUCACAAUGGCUCAACGGUGACAGGCGACAGUCUAGAGCUCCCAGAGACAUACCGAGGCAUUACUAUCCCGGUGGAUGAUGAAUUUGAAUUUCAUGAGGUGGAAGCUUGA
This is a messenger RNA of Fonsecaea erecta, 2583 nucleotides long. RefSeq lists its product as hypothetical. The record is from RefSeq and is a predicted model, not a curated record. Gene Ontology annotation, molecular function: DNA-binding transcription factor activity, RNA polymerase II-specific; zinc ion binding; DNA binding. The transcript has 4 exons. Gene Ontology annotation, biological process: DNA-templated transcription; regulation of DNA-templated transcription. Bases 1 to 2583 code for a protein of 860 amino acids. NCBI's taxonomy places the organism in Eukaryota, Fungi, Ascomycota, Eurotiomycetes, Chaetothyriales, Herpotrichiellaceae.